GGAAUUCAAAUUGGAGCUGUCACUUCUCUAUAUUUACUUUGUUGCAUUUUGCGCAUAGUUAAAAUAAAAGAUCUGGCAAACACCAUCUCUGCUGCCUUUUUUUGUCCAUUGGAUUCUUUCUCCCCACAUUGUGAAGGCAGACUGAUUGGAAAUAUGAAUUGGUUAUGUUGUGCAAAUAGAAGCCAGUCAUCAGGAAGUGAUAGCAUUGUAAGGCAGCCCUCGGAUGCUGAGUCUUUAAGAAAAGAAGUAUUAUAUUCUUCUACUCCUAAAACUGAGUUAGAAGGUGUGUCUACGAAAAAUGGUUGUCGAGGCUCCCGCUUGGAUUUGAGGGAAGCUUUGCUUUCUCAUAUAACAACUGGGGACGAUGUAGAAGUCUUGGGUGCUCUAAGUGUUCUGGCUACACUAUUGCAGACUGAAGAGCUGGAUGAAUCAAUGCUGGAUGCUCUUGGAAUCCUUCCUCAAAGAAAACAACAUAAGAAAUUGUUAUUGGAAGCCUUAGUUGGUGAGGAUUCUAGCGAACAGCAACUCUUUUCUUCAGAAAACGCCUCAUCGAAAGGUGGCAUCGAUGUUGAACUUGAUGGUUACCUAAAGAAGCUUAAGGUACUCUUUUUGUCUUCCAUGCUUCCACUAACCUUCUUACAUGCUAAUAUUAAGAAAGAAAUCAUAUUUCUUCGGCCUCUUAUCGUUGACACAUAUUGCAUACAAGAAUUGUAAUACUGAAAGGCUUUCAAGGGCUACUCUGAUAAUAUUUUAGUUGCAUUUCUGAAGUUAAAGUCUGGUUUUUUAUUAUGGCACCUUAG
Molecule: messenger RNA, 800 nt
Organism: Cucurbita pepo subsp. pepo (vegetable marrow)
Lineage: Eukaryota; Viridiplantae; Streptophyta; Magnoliopsida; Cucurbitales; Cucurbitaceae
Source: RefSeq, a predicted model, not a curated record